UGACGGAACUGAGCUGAACAUGGAGCUUUUCUGGAUUUUGUUAUUUUCUGGCGUCUAUCCUCUUACCUGGGGCCAAGGAGUUUACGGUCCAGCCUACGCCCAAAUCGUGCACUCAGGCGCAGCUUGUAACGUCAAGGAUGAUAACAUCAGCGAGAGAAUCUACACCAUCAAAGAAGGAGACACACUAGUACUUCAGUGUAUUGUCAAAGGACACCCAAGACCACAGGUACGAUGGACGAAGACGGCAGGCAGUGCAUCAGACAAGUUCCAGGAAACAUCCAUCUACAACGAGACGCUGCGCAUCGAGGGCAUCCAGAGGGUGCAGGGGGGUCGCUACUACUGCAAGGCCGACAACGGGGUGGGGGUGGCUGCCAUCAAGUCCAUCCGCGUAGAUGUGCAGUACCUCGACACUCCAGUGUUGACGGUGCACCAGACCAUCAGCGAUGUGCGUGGCAGUUACUACCAGGAGAAGACGGUGUUCCUGCGCUGCACUGUCAACUCUAACCCUCCUGCUCGAUUCAUCUGGAAACGUGGGAACAUGCUCAUUGAACAGAGCAAGGACAAUGGAGUGGACAUCUACGAGCCACUUUAUACUCAGGGUGAGACCAAGGUGCUGAAGCUGAAAAACCUAAGACCCAAGGACUUUGCUGAUUACACCUGCCAAGUGUCUGUCCGUAAUGUGUGUAACAUUGAAGAUAAGUCGGUCACCUUCAAGCUCACAAAUGCCACCACUCCUCCAAUGAUCCGGUUAUCAGUCAACGACACAGUGGUGGUAGAUCCUGGGCAGGAUGUACUCAUAACCUGUGAGGUGACUGCAGGUUUCCCCCUGCCCACAGUGAUGUGGACACGAUACCCAGGCCCCCUUCCUCUCAGUGCCCAAGUCCGCGGUGCCAAUCUCUUCCUGCGGGCUGUCACACCUGCAGAUGCAGGCUUCUACAACUGCACAGCGGUCAAUAAUGUGGGCAACCCUGCUCGCAAGAAUGUAAAUCUCGUCGUCAGGACGAUGACCAACCUGACCUUCCAAAUUACACCAGACUCCAACAAGGACAGCGAGACCAUCCAAAUGGGUCGGGACCUCAAGCUGUCCUGCCAUGUCGAUGCCACCCCACAGGACAAGGUCAACUACACCUGGUACAAGAAUGGCGCACCUGUCUUCAACUCAGACAGCCUGAUCUUGCUACGCAGUGAUCCAGACAUGGCACCCGGCACCAGUAGCUUGGAGAUUGUGGACAUGAAGUUCAGAGACUUGGCUACCUACAGCUGUGUGGCUAACUUCCCAGGCAGCAGGGUGCAAGAGCUCCGUGUGGACGUCAACAUCUCUCAGAACAGUGUCUCUCCCCCAAUGUUGACGGUUCCACCAGGAGGUCAGGUGGUCAGUGUGCGAGAGGGAGGCAACGUUGACCUUGUGUGCUUGGCAGAUGGGAAACCACGUCCACCUGUUCUCUGGUCACGGACAGAAAAGGACUUAUUAAUGCCAUCGGGGAAGUCCAUAGUGGAGACACCUGAUGGCCGCCUGAGGCUAAAGAAUGUUAGUCGGGACAUGAUGGGGGUGUACCGCUGCCAGACUGCUCCAUACAAUGGGCUUAACAUCAAACGCCGUGAAGCACAGGUCCAACUCAAUGUGCAGUAUCCUCCCAUACUGGACCCAGUCUUUCAGGAUGUGCGCUCUAGGAACAAUCAGAUGGUGACCCUGAGGUGUGUGGUCCAGCGCUCCAACCCGCCACGCCUGACAGACAUCCGCUGGUUACGUAAUGGUGAUUUCAUCCGUAUGCCUAUGCCUGACAUGAAAGAGACGCCAGAGCUGAAGUUUAAACUGGAACCCAGCAACAGUGGCUCUUAUGUGUGCCGAGUCAGCAAUAAUGCAGGAACGUCAACAUGCACAUUUAAUGUUUCUGCACAACCCUAUAAUGCGGAGUUCUACUUUGACACACCCAACCCAGUCCGGAUUCUGAAAGGAAACAACUACUCCUACAACCUGCAGUGGACACAGAGAGACCCUGAAGCUACAGAUCGUAUUGUAGGCUACUGGAUUAAUAUCCGAAAGAACAAGCAGCCCCUGCUGUCGAGGCAGAUAGACCUCAAGGGGAAGGAGCCAGAGAAGGGUGUACUGAUUUCUCACACUAUAUCAGACCUUAGAAUCCCUCUGUCAUAUGAGGUCCGACUGGCCCCCAUCACCACCUACAGCACUGGGGACUACGUCAGUCGCAUCAUACAGUACUCAGAACCCUACACCUACCCAAGACCUUCAGACCAUGUGUGUGGUUUUGAGGAUGAACGGAUCUGCGGUUUCUCACAAGAUCGGAGUGAUGUCUUUGACUGGACAAGACAGAAUCACCUCACCCAGAAUCCCAAACGAUCUGCCAAUACAGGCCCGGAGACUGACCGCAGUGGAACCAAAGAGGGCUACUACAUGUACAUCGAAGCAUCGAGGCCACGUGUUCAGGGGGACAAGGCUCGUCUGCUGUCCCCUCUUUUUAAUGUGUCCUCAGUCAGGGGCCCCAAGGGUUCUGGUAGAGUGCCAUACUGCGUCUCCUUCUACUACCACAUGAAGGGAAAACACAUUGGCAUUCUCAAUGUACUUCUAAGAGUGAGAAGCAUUGCCUCUGUGGACUCGGUGGUGUGGUCGAAGUCUGGUCAUCAGGGCCCGGACUGGAAGAAAGCAUUCUUUGACAUCAGCCCCAGUGGACCCUUCCAGAUUGUGUUUGAAGGAAUUCGAGGUCCGAGUUUCGAGGGGGAUAUUGCCAUUGACGACGUGUCCAUCACUACAGGGAAAUGCAAGCAGGAGAACACUGUAGCCAGCGCAGGUAAGACAGUUUUGAUCGGGGGAUCACAUUCACUCCCAUUGGCCAGCUGGCUGACCUUUGGCCUCUCCUGUUUCCUGUCGCUGCUCUACAGAUGAUGA
Molecule: messenger RNA, 2902 nt
Organism: Scomber japonicus (chub mackerel)
Lineage: Eukaryota; Metazoa; Chordata; Actinopteri; Scombriformes; Scombridae
Product: MAM domain-containing glycosylphosphatidylinositol anchor protein 1
Exons: 17
Coding region: 20-2899 (959 amino acids)
Biological process (GO): homophilic cell-cell adhesion; synapse organization
Cellular component (GO): plasma membrane; neuronal cell body; axon
Molecular function (GO): protein binding; axon guidance receptor activity
Source: RefSeq, a predicted model, not a curated record